Molecule: messenger RNA, 6918 nt
Organism: Mesorhabditis belari
Lineage: Eukaryota; Metazoa; Nematoda; Chromadorea; Rhabditida; Rhabditidae
Source: the annotation of a GenBank genome assembly
AUGGCUGGCCGCAGGAAGAGAAAGCCACGCCAGAAUGGGCAGAAUGGUUCUCCAUCAAAUCCGAUUCCAGCGAUUUGUGUGGAGGAACCGACACCGAUUGUCCACAAAAGGAGCCCGGGAAUGAGUAAUAGCGGUGUGGUGACAGCCCUUCCAAUGCCUCCAAUGACUUCUCUCCGAUGCCGUGCUCUUUCUGAGGGUCCAGGCACUUUUCAACAAGAGGCUCGACAAGCUCGACAUGAAGUCACGAAGUUGAGAAUGAGCUCGGGAAAGGGAAUGAGUGACAAAUUGUACCAGGGCGAUCGAACUUAUGCAAAUAUUGAAGAAUUCCUUUGCAAAAUGAUUGAUGACAAAACAAAACGUCGUCCAAUCAAAAAGAUUCUUGUGGCUACUAAUGGAAUCGCUGCUGUGAAAUGCAUGACGACGAUGAGAAAACAAUUGCAACAACUUUUCAACAAUGAUCACAUUGUGUCGUUCAUUUGUAUGACAACAGAACAGGAGAUUCGAUCAAAUGCUGAAUAUUUGAAAUUGGCUGAUAGCCUCGUGCAUUCACCGGGAGGAGACAACAAGAACAACUAUGCAAAUGUGCAUGAGAUUGUUUCUCAUGCUAUUGAGCACAAGGUUGAUGCCGUUUGGGCCGGUUGGGGUCACGCCUCGGAGAACCCAGAGCUACCGAAGAAACUUCACGAGAAUGGCAUUAUGUUCAUCGGCCCACCCAGCAAUGCUAUGUUCUCGCUUGGAGACAAAAUCGCUUCCAGCAUCAUUGCUCAGACUGUCAACAUCCCGACGAUCAACUGGUCUGGUUCUGGCCUUAAACUUGACAUCUCUGAAAGCCGAAAAGGCCCCAUUGAGGUCGCUCAGCACAUUUUUGACAAAGCUUGCGUGAAAUCGGUUCAAGAAGGUCUUGAAGCAAUGAGAAAAUGUGGAAUCACAUAUCCAAUGAUGAUCAAAGCAUCCGAGGGAGGCGGUGGAAAAGGAAUUCGUAACUGCAAGAAUGAAGCCGACUUCCGGGAGAAUUUCGAUCAAGUCAGGGCUGAGGUUCCCAAUUCACCAAUCUUCUUGAUGAAAUGCUUGGAAAACGCAAGACACAUCGAAGUACAACUCUUGGCUGAUCGAUAUGGAACAACAAUCCCAGUGUUCACUCGUGAUUGUUCAAUCCAACGCCGUUGUCAAAAGAUCAUUGAAGAAGCUCCAGCCUGCAUUGCACCCGAGAGAACAUUGAGGAAAAUGCAAGAGGAUGCUGUUCGAAUUGCAAAUCUUGUUGGGUACGAAUCAGCUGGAACUGUUGAGUACAUGUACCUUCCCGACGAGGACAAGUACUUCUUCCUAGAGUUGAACCCCAGACUUCAGGUGGAACACCCUUGCACCGAAAUGCUUGCCAACAUCAAUAUCCCGGCUAUUCAACUACAAAUCGCUAUGGGUGUCCCAUUGCACCGAAUUGAGGAAAUUCGUCUCUUCUACGACUUGGAUCGUUACGGAGAUUCUCCACUUCCCGUGCAACUUGUACGAACCGAUGCACAAUACGCUGUCAUCGCCGCUCGAAUCACCAGCGAGGAUCCCGAAGACUUCUUCCGUCCAUCAACUGGAUCUCUUGAGCAUCUCCAAUUUCGAUCAGCUCAAAAUGUUUGGGGAUACUUCUCGGUGUCAAGCGCUGGCAAAGUUCACGAGUUUGCUGAUUCUCAAUUUGGACAUCUCUUUGCUCGAGGACGUACUCGUCAUGAAGCUGUUUCAUCAAUGCUUUGCGCUCUUCAAGAACUCGAGCUUCGUGCCUCUUUUGCUUCACAGGUCUCCUAUCUGGUCGAUCUACUCAAGGAGCCCGAUUUCACACAGAACAAAUUCAACACUCAAUGGCUCGAUGCUCGAAUUGCCAACAAAGUUGUGCAGAAAGCUCCACUUCCUCGUCAUGAAAUGAUGGCCAUUUCAUCGGCUGUAAUUGGACACGCAAGAAUUGCGGCGGCUUUCAACAACUUCAAGAAUGCUGUGCAAAGAGGACAAGUGUUGCCGACAAAAGAUCUCACGGAGACUUUCCUCUUUGAUCUUGUCAAGGAUAUGAGCAUCUACAAGGUCCAAGUCACUCGAACCGGCCCGCUCACAUUCCGAAUCGAGCUCAAUGGAGCGAACACCGAGGUGGAGAUUCGUUUGCUCGGAGAUGGCUCGCUUCUCAUCACUCACAAUGAUCGUUGCUACACUUGCCAUCUUGAGGAGACAACCGAUAAGUUCAAGGUCACCAUCGGUCGCUCUCUCGUUGUCUUCGAGAAAGAUAACGAUCCAUCAGUGCUGAAGAGUCCCUACACUGGAAAGCUUCUCUCGUUCAAGAAAGAGAACCGCGAAUGGGUGAAUGUUGGACAAGUUUAUGCACAGAUCGAGUCGAUGAAGCUUGUAUUCAAUGUUGAAGUGAAAAGAGCUCCGGGAAGACUUGAGCAUGUUGCCAAAGAAGGAGAUCUCCUGUAUCCUGGAUCGGUGAUUGCUCGUUUGGUUGAUCAAAAAGAUUCCGAGAAAUACAAGCCUCAACCCUACACAACACCAUUUGAGGAAUGGAAAGAAGCCAGAGCUGCUCAGAAGACCCUAACUGAGACAAAGAAGUUCCAAGCGCUUGUCGAUCAAUGUGUGAAUAUCUUGAAUGGAACAGUUCCUCCUGGCACAGAAAGAAGAAUGCCCGAUAUUGUGAAUGAGCUCUUUGAGUGCCUCGAAAGCCCGAAAUUGGCUACUGCCAUGUGUUCGCAAGCCCUCAACUCAACUAGACUUCCAGAAGAGGUGCUCAAGAAAUUGAGAGAAGCUGAGAAGAUCGGUGGCUCGGAACGCUUCGAAAGAAUGCUCGUUGUGCUCAACAAUUACUUAAAAGGAUUGACUCCAUCAGAAUGGGAAACGGCAAAAGCUGUCUGCAACAAUCUCUACACAACUUGUGAUAUCCUCAAGGGUGGUUCAUUUGCUCACACAGUCCACGAGCUUAAUCAUCUCCUCAACGUCUACAAGAGUAUCGAGGCCUACUUUGAGGGAAGAACCUAUGAUGAUGCUGUGGCUAUGUUGAACCAAGAGUUCGAGACUGACAAGGAUCGUGUCGUGGCUGUGAUUUACUCGCACACGCAGAUCAAGAAGAAGAAUCUCUUGAUGCAAGCUCUUCUCAAUGCUGUUGAAUUGCGAGGAAUGCACUUGGUGGCACCAUUGGCCGAGAAUCUCCGCGAGAUCGGCAACAUGUUCCACACCGAGGAAGUCUCUGAGAAAUGUCGGAACUUGCUUCUCCAAAACAACUAUGUUAAGUACCGGAAAUUCGCUAACAAGGUUCUCUGGGAUGCUCAUGGAAUCCCUCUCAACAAGAGGGACACUUUGGAAGUGCAACCAGUGCAAGAAGCGAUUGAGGGAAUUCGAGGACAUUUGAGAGAAAUUGCCAUCGAGAAUGGAGACCAAGACACGCAACGAGUACUCAAGAUCAGUCCAUGGGUGCACAAGGUUCUUCACGAGUACUUCUUUGAUGAGGGAUGCGGUGAUCUGGCUGUUCGUGCCUACAUCAAUCUUCACUUCACCGCUGCUGGAGUUUCCGCCAAUAAACUUCAGUGUGGAGCAACCGCGUAUGAUUUCUCUGUCGAUGCCUCGUCACUUGUUCAUGCGAUGGCAAACUUUGAUUCUCAUCAACACAUCUCAAUCAUCAAGUUCCCAUCCUCAACUCAUCAAACUCUUUCCGCACUCACCGGAGAAAAGCUGGUGGAUGAGUUGAUCAUUCGCUACAAUCGUUUAAGAGGAGCUGUCAAUGGAAAGAAAUCUCCACUCCGUGUCACUUUCCUCGUCGAAAUGCCUGAAGAAGAAGCACUCACUCGUCGACAAAUCUCCAACCAUCGAGAAGCUCUCCUUGAAGAACUCCCAGCUAACACGAAGAAAGAAGACGAGACUUUGGCUAUCGCUGAUCGUGUGGCUCUCGAGGUUCAAAAAGCACUCGCCACACGUCUUGCUUCUUUCGAUGUAUCAGCUCAUGUGCUCGUUUGUCAACCAAAUCGUCCACUUGUCCAGUUGGAUAUGAUGACCACAGAACGAUUGGAGCUUUGGCGUCUCCCUGCUGAAGCGCAACUUGUCUCUGAUCGAUUCUCUUCUCUUCGCGUCUUCAAAUAUGAUGAUGUUGAUCGGAAACAUGCGAGACUCUUUGUGAGAGAGGUUGUUGAAGUCCCAGUCCGUGAUGCAAAACAGUUCUACGAUGAGACCCAAGCGGCUCUUCUCUCGGAAAUCGACUCAGCUUGUGGAGCGAUCAAUGUGACAAUGAGAAGAUUCGACAAACUGAGAAAGAGCGUCUAUGUGAGCAAUCACAUUCUCCUACAUGUCACUUUCCCGAAACUCCCGAGAGAUUUUACCAAGAACAACGAGAAGGAUUUGGACGAGCUUAUUGAGGAGGCAAUUCGCGAACAGAAGGCCAUUCUUCUCAAGCACUCAGUCACUGAGGUUGAGGUUGUUUUACCAAAAGUCGGAUCAGAUGGGCGACCACUCAAUCGGCGAAUCAAAUUCCACGACUCGACUGGAGUCACCGCCGAGUUUGGAAUCUUCGAUGAACAUCAGCGCUUGAUCCUUUCUCGCAAACUCUCGCAUCAACUCUACGGAGAAAAGCUCGCUCCUCACAGUAUCAUCCGGAAAAUUGAGAAGAAACGAGCUGUGACAAAAGGAAUGGGAACAACUUAUGUGUACGAUUUGCCAAUGUUGUUUGGACGAGCCGCUCUUGAACGCUGGAAGAUAUUGGAAGAAGAAGCGGGCACAUCAAAGGGAAAUCUCUUCAACAAACAACUUCAAUAUCUUUCUGAUGGACAACAAGAUGCUUACAACAAUGGAGAUUAUCGGCCAUUCUACUCGGAAAAUGAAUUGAUUGUGAGAGAUGGACAACUCCAAAAAAUCGUUGAUCGUGAUGAGCUCCGUCGCCGUGCCGACAACUGCAACAAUGAGACCGGUGUGGUUGCUUGGGAGCUCACUCUCUUCACUCCAGAGAAGCCCAAAGGAUUCACUUGCGUGGUGAUUUCCAAUGACAUCACAUUCCAAUCGGGUUCCUUUGCCAUGCCAGAAGAUCUUGUCUACACAGCCGCUUCAGAAUACUCACGCAAACACAAGCUUCCACGUGUGAAUCUUUCCGCCAAUUCGGGUGCUCGAAUCGGAAUUGCCGACGAGGUCGCUCAGUACUUCCGAGCCAAGUUCAAGAACCCGGAGAAGCCAGAAGAAGGCUUUGAUUACCUCUACGUGAACGCUGAUGUCGAUGAAAGAAUCAAGGAACAAAUCAUUUACGAGAAGAUGCCAAAUCAGAAUGAACUCCGUAUCAAGGCUGUAAUCGGGAGAAACAAUGAGAACAUCGGUGUCGAGAAUCUUCAAGGAUCUGGAUUGAUCGCUGGAGAGACAUCGGCCGCUUAUGAUCAGGUUCCAACUUAUUGCCUUGUCACCGGUCGCUCGGUUGGAAUCGGCGCCUACACAGCCCGUUUGGCUCACAGAAUUGUUCAGGCUCGUGCCUCUCAUUUGAUUCUCACCGGAGCCGGAGCUUUGAACACCGUGCUUGGAAAGGAGGUCUACACCUCAAACAACCAAUUGGGAGGAAUUCAAAUCAUGCACAAGAACGGUGUCACGCAUGCUGUUGUGGAAGAUGACUUUGAGGGAGUUUGCAAGGUGCUUCACUGGAUGAGCUAUCUUCCCGACGAGAUUACCUCCUUCCCUUAUGUACGCACAUUCGGUUUGGACUCAGCCCCAAGAACUGUCACUUUCCCAAUCGAAAGCGCCAAAAUUUACGAUGUUCGGCGAUUGAUUGACAGUCAAGAAUCAACUUCUUUCAAGGGAAUCUGUGACUCGAACUCCUUCGAUGAGAUCAUGUCAGACUGGGCAAAGACAAUCGUUGCCGGACGUGCCCGUCUUGGAGGAAUCCCGAUCGGAGUCGUUUCAUCGGAACUCCGCAAUGUGAAGACAACGAUCCCGGCUGAUCCAGCUUGCGCCGAUUCUCAAUCGAUCGAUGUUCAUCAAGCCGGUCAAGUCUGGUAUCCCGAUUCGGCUUUCAAGACCGCUGAGGCUAUCAAUGACUUCAAUCGUGAGCGACUUCCACUUCUCUUUAUCGCCUCACUCCGUGGUUUCUCUGGUGGUCAACAAGACAUGUACCAGAUGGUGCUCAAAUUCGGAGCUCAAAUUGUCGAUGCUUUGAGACAAUACAAGCAACCGGUGAUCAUCUACAUUCCAAGUGGAGGAGAGCUGCGUGGAGGAGCCUGGGUGGUGCUUGACUCAAAGAUCAACCCUGGAUUCAUUCAAAUGGUUGCUGAUGAAGAGUCUCGUGGAGGAAUCCUUGAACCACCGGCCGUUGUUGGAAUUAAGUUCAAAGCCGAUAAGAUGAGGGCUCUUCAACGCCGAAAUGACCCAAUCCUCAUUCAAUUGCAAGAGGAUUUAGAGGCUAUUAAGAAAACCGAGAAAGAUUGCUCUCUUGCCUCAACCGAAGCCAUCCGUCUUCGUCGUCUCAUCGAUGAACGCUCAGAAACCCUUCUCAAGCCGUAUCGAAGUGUCGCCGUUGAAUUGGCUGAUCUUCAUGAUAGAGCUGAGCGCAUGCAGAAGAAAGGAGCUGUUCAACAUGUCACCCCAUUGAAAGACUCGCGAAAUCUCUUCAUCGAGAUCUUGCGCACCGAGCUCACCAAAGUUGCUCUUUGUGAUAGGUACCUCGAGAAAGCCUCUCGUUCAGCGACUCGUCAAGAAGCAUAUGAAUGGGUGUCGGAGAAUUUGGCCAAGUUCAAGGAAAACUUUGAAGAUCUGGCACCUGCUGGACAGUUACCAGUUCUAGGAGAAUUCGUCGAGAGUGGAGCUGCCACAAAGGGACUUCAAACUGUACGAGAGGAGUCCGUGGAAAAAGAACUUCUUGCGCUGAGCGACGAAGAGUUGAUCAAUAUGAAGCGUUUACUCGAGAAAUGCGCAGCUGCUCGUCGGAUCUCUCUC